Molecule: messenger RNA, 2155 nt
Organism: Oncorhynchus nerka (sockeye salmon)
Lineage: Eukaryota; Metazoa; Chordata; Actinopteri; Salmoniformes; Salmonidae
Product: activin receptor type-2B-like
Exons: 11
Coding region: 461-2008 (515 amino acids)
Biological process (GO): activin receptor signaling pathway; protein phosphorylation; cellular response to growth factor stimulus
Cellular component (GO): plasma membrane; activin receptor complex
Molecular function (GO): activin receptor activity; ATP binding; activin binding
Source: RefSeq, a predicted model, not a curated record
AAAUUCAGAUGUUAGGAAGAUAAAUGGUAGAAAUGGGCGGGGUUUAGCCGUCAUUAGGACUUUGCGGCUGUGGUAACUAGUGACGACCCCCAUCAGGAGCCAUUUUGUACCCAGAUCAAUAACAUACAUGUAAACUCCGAUCUCUCGGCGCGGCGGUGGACUCGGCUAGUCUAGUAGAGCGCAAACCUGGAUUAUCUAUUAGUUUGACUACAUUUCAAACGGAAUCCGGACCAAACGGAAAUGGUGAAUUUACUAGUGCACACGGGUUACUAAACAGUGUCUUGCUCUAACCGUCCCGCUAAGGUGUUGUGCCGUCACCGACACGCUGUGGUUAGAUGGAUCGGAGAAGCCAGUGGUUAUUGUGACUUCGGACUGAUGUCGGGACGAUAUCCGGUUUAAAUGUUCGCGACGGGAAAACAAGGAGAACGUCCUCCCUGUCUUCUAUCAAGACGAGAACAUCAUGGCUUUUUCCUGGCUGACUUGUUCGCUUCUCCUGGGAACUUUGUGUGCAGGCUGGGGCCAUGGCGAUGUGGAGACCAGAGAUUGUGUGUACUACAAUGAUAACUGGCGUACAGAGCGUACCAAUCAGAGUGGUGUGGAGAGGUGUGAGGGGGAGAAGGAUAAACGACUACACUGCUACUCCUCCUGGCUCAACGUCUCAGGAACCAUCAAACUGUUGAAGAAAGGCUGCUGGCUGGACGACUUCAACUGCUAUGACAGGCAGAAGUGUGUGUCCAUGGAAGAGAACCCCCAGGUGUUCUUCUGCUGCUGUGAGGGGAACUACUGCAAUGAGAGGUUCACACACCUGCCUGACCUCGUUGCCGCCGGCAACAGAGUGAAAAUCCGCCCCCCUCCCAGAGUGCCAUCUCUGUUGAAUAGCCUGGUGUUCAGUGUGCUAUCUCUGUGUGUUCUGUCUCUGACUCUGCUACUUGCCCUGUGGAUGUACCGGCAGCACAAACCACCCUACGGACAUGUUGACCUCCUUGAGGACCCUCGGCAAACCCCUCCCUCUCCCAUGGUGGGGCUGAAGCCUCUGCAGUUAUUGGAGGUGAAGGCAAGGGGGCGCUUCGGCUGUGUGUGGAAGGCUCAGCUGAUGAGUGAAUACGUGGCUGUGAAGGUCUUCCCUGUUCGGGACAAGCAGUCGUGGCAGAAUGAGAGGGAUAUCUUCCUGACUCCUGGUAUGAGACAUGAGAACCUGCUUCGUUACAUCGCUGCGGAGAAACACGGCAGCAACAUGGAGACGGAACUCUGGCUCAUCAUGGAAUUCCAUGAGCGGGGUUCGUUGACUGACCAUCUGAAGGACCGUACAGUGACCUGGUCUGAAAUGUGUCAUAUUGCUGAGACGAUGUCCCGUGGUCUGGCCUACCUCCAUGAAGACACAGCCAUCAACAAGGGAGAAGGCCCCAAACCCACCAUAGCACACAGGGACUUCAAGAGUAAGAACGUGAUGUUGAGACGUGAUCUGACAGCCGUCAUCGGAGACUUUGGUUUGGCUGUCCGGUUUGAGCCGGGGAAACCUCCAGGAGACACCCACGGACAGGUGGGUACGUGGCGUUACAUGGCCCCUGAGGUUCUAGAAGGGGCUAUAAACUUCCAGAGAGACUCCUUCCUGAGGAUCGAUAUGUAUGCUAUGGGGCUGGUGCUUUGGGAACUGGUGUCACGAUGCAUCGCCACAGACGGUACCGUAGGGGAGUUCAUGCUGCCGUUUGAGGAGGAGAUUGGCCAACAUACGUCACUACAGGAACUGCAGGAUGUGGUCGUUCACAAGAAGAUGAGACCGGUCUUCAAGGAUACCUGGCUCAAACACCCGGGUCUGUCUCAGUUGUGUGAGACUAUAGAGGAGUGUUGGGACCAUGACGCCGAGGCUCGUCUCUCCGCCGGCUGUGUCGAGGAACGCGUCUCCCAGAUCGCCAGGACAACCGUCAGCACUACCUCAGACUGCCCAGUUGCCGUAGUAAUGUCGGUAACCGUCGACGACGACCUACCUCCUAAAGAGUCCGGCACCUGAGUUCUGUGUUACUGUGACGUCAUCACGGAACGAUGCUCCUGACUUUUCUAGCCUAAACUUUUAAACAACUUGAAUACAGCUGCUAUUUUUAUAGACUUGAUAUUGGGAAUUAUUGUUUUUAAGAAUUUUAAAAAAUGUUAUUUUGGA